Centruroides sculpturatus (bark scorpion) is the source of this 6373-nucleotide messenger RNA. RefSeq lists its product as uncharacterized. Gene Ontology annotation, molecular function: peptidase inhibitor activity; protein binding. Bases 59 to 5935 code for a protein of 1958 amino acids. The record is from RefSeq and is a predicted model, not a curated record. Gene Ontology annotation, cellular component: extracellular region. The transcript has 23 exons. NCBI's taxonomy places the organism in Eukaryota, Metazoa, Arthropoda, Arachnida, Scorpiones, Buthidae.
CCGAAGCAGACGGAUCGUUCUCAUGGGUCUUUGUUCGUAACAGUAGUAGAUUAGAACCAUGCGAUCACCAUUGGUUUGUAUUACUUAUUUCCUUUUGGGAAUGGACAUUAUAGCGGCUUUAUUUAAUUCUAGUUUAAGUGCGAAUGAGACUUUACUUAAUGAAACCUCGAGUUUUGAAUCGAGUUUAAAUAUCACAACGGAUGCCAUAACAUCUACUACGACUGUGGAUUUUAAUGUAACUCUAGUUCCGACGGAAGAGAUUAAUGCGACAACAACAGUAUCUUCACUCUCAACUCAACGUACAAAUACGUCUUCAAUGCGCGAAGAAAAACAAUUAGACUUAAACCGUGCUUCUUGUUUGUGUGACUUGGGAAAAAGUUACGAAGAAUCGUGCCCAGGUGAAAGAAAAGUAAAAGAUAUCUCAUGUUCAUGUCGUCUUGUUUGUGCAAGGCAAAAUGGUCAAGCAUGUAAGGCGGACCAAAUUUGCGACGAGGAGUUCGGUUUGCGAUGCGAUCCAGAUACUUUAACGUGUCAAGGUCCCUUAAUGAUACAAAGGACAGAAGCUACUCACAACUCAUUGUCUAUUAGAUGGAGAAAUUCAAAAAAUGCUACAGUUUCUUACUCAAACAACUACAAGGGCAAUGAGACCAUCUGGUUAGAUGUUGAAUCAUCCGAAGGAACUGCUAAAUUAAUGAAUCUUCGGCCUAAUACCGAGUAUUUUGUGAAAGUGGAAGGAGUCGAUGGACGUGAAAUUGCUCUAAUUAAAACGAAAGACGGUUGCAGCAUCAACGAUACUUCUUACGUAGGUCUUGGUGAAGUAUUCCACGUGGGAUGUGAUCAAACGUGCACGUGCAUGCAGAAUGGCAAAACGGAAUGUCGGGAACGAUGCAACUUCCGUCCAGGCACUAUCAGUGAUCCAUCAUGUGAAGAAUUACCAGACGAGACCGAUCGAUGUUGCGUCGUCUAUCAUUGUAAAGAUACUCCUUUGCCAACGCCACCGAAAUUAUUGGUUCCGAAAAAAACUCCCGAUUCAUUAACUCUGGCUUGGGAUGAUUUUAAACUGCCCGAUUAUGAAUCCGGAUAUGUUGUCCAGUAUCGUCGAAGAGAAGAUCAAAAUUGGACUCAAAUUCAAAUAGGAAAUACACCGUUAAUGACUAUCAAUAAUUUGAAACCGUACACAGCUUAUGAAAUUAGAGUUUUGGUUUGGGAAGACUCAGAGGCCAAGAAACUCGGUUCCUCGUCGGAAAUUGUCACGAUAUUCACCGAAGAUGGUUGCGAAUACGAUAAUUCUACUUACGGAGUUUCCAAGGAAUUUACAGUCGGUUGUGAGUUAAAGUGUAUUUGCAAAGGAAGUAAUAAAACAGAAUGUAGAAGUAGAUGUUUGCAUCCUUAUACUAAAUCAGGAAAUUCAAGGCCCGAGUGCAUCGAAGUUACAAUUCCGGACGACCCUUGUUGCGUUUCACUAAAUUGUACCGAUAAAGAAAUACAUGACGUCACUAACAAAGGUAAGAGUUAUGCGGACAAGAUCGGUGAAUGCCCGAACGACUAUUUAAUAAAUAAUUGUACGAGUCAAUGCGAACACGAUCACGAAUGCCAAGGUAAUGAAAAAUGCUGCAAAACAUCAUGCGGAGGUUCCGUCUGUCUGGAACCACUCAGUUUACGAAAUGUUUGUGGCAAUACUGUUUGUGGACCAAAUGCUUUCUGUAUACCCGAUCCACAACUUGCAAGAUGUGAAUGUGAAUCCGGAUUUAGUGGAAAUCCAAACGACUUACACAUUGGAUGUGUAGAAGCUACCGAAUCGUAUACAUGCAUUUAUAAGAACGUUACCUAUCGUCUCGGAGAAGAAUUUGAAGAUGGAUGCGAUAAGAAGUGCCGAUGUGACGACGAUCUUAAAAUUAAAUGCCAAUCUCAAGUUUGCAAUAUGAGCGAUGGAAAAGUAGAAGGUCGAAAGUUGCCCGAAAUGGAACAGUCUGUGGUGACAGAUUUUGUUAUGACUUCAGACUCCACGACGACAGCCAACGAACAUAUUACGGAUCAUCCUAUGACGGAUAAAGUUACAGAAAAUUUUGUGACAGUUGACUAUUCCACAACGACAGAAAAAAAAGUUGAUCUUAUUAGUAUGGAUGUUAAAACUACGGAACAGCCAACAACCGAAAGAAAUGAAAUGAUGGAAAAUUCUACAGACAAUUUAAUGAUGAGCAACAACUCGAACGACUCGCUUAUGAAGAUAAAUAAAGUAUCAAAUCACACGGAAAUGAUGUAUGAAACGACCACUUAUCCCGUAAUGCAUGAGAUGACUGAAUUCACAAAGACAGAAUAUUCAGAUAUGAUAAAUACGACAGAAGAAAGUAUGUUUAAAAUGACUGAGUAUCAUUCAAUGACUGAGAAGAUAACGGAAAAUUCUAUGACUACAGAAGAAAUGACCGAGCAUCCUUUAAUAACUCAGACAGACAGCAAUUUAAUGGCAGUAAAUGCAACCGAUCAUAAAAGUAUGGAUCAGCCUGUCACGAAUCCAUCUUCCACGGAAAAUAUUCCAAUUUCAAUACAACAAACCACGACACAGUUGAUAGAAUCCACAACAGAUUAUCCAAUGUUGGCUGAUCAACCCGUAAAAGGACAUCGUGGACUUAUAAACACAAUAGGAACAGAUUCGCCAACAACUGAAAUGACAAUAAACGAUAAUACACAUAAUUCAACUAAAAUGAUGCAUAAAGAGGGUCCUACUAGAGUUAAGGGAUGUGACUUUAGAGGAAAGAUUUAUGAGUUGGGUCAAGAGUUUUUUGAUGGAUGCGAAGCUAAAUGUCUUUGUGAUGGAAAUGGUCAUAUGUCUUGCGUGCCACGUUGUCCUUUAAUCAAUACAAUCGGUGACAAAUGCCGACAAGUGGUGGACCCUAAUGAUAACUGUUGCAAGAUCGUCAUGUGCGAUCCACCUGGAGAUACCGAUACAGUAUCUACCGUAAAUGAUUUAAAAAUUAGAAUAAACGAUAUACAAGCACUAAACGCUACUUCUGUUAUGUUGAGAAUUUCUUCUCUCAACGACACAAACCAUUUGUUUCAAAUAUGGUAUGCUCCAACUUCAAAUGGAAGUGAGGACGGUGUUACGUGGUGGACAAAAAUCAAGCUGUCAAAAAACCAAACAAAACAAGUGCAAGAUGGAGUAUAUGAAAUAUCUGUUCAUGGAUUGAAACCUGAUACUGAAUACUAUUUCAAAAUGAAAGAUGUAGGAAGUGAAAAGGACGCAUUUAGCAAUGUAGUUAGCGUAAAAACAUUUGUUUCCGCUGUCAAAACGACUUUCAAAGGCUGUUUUCAUCAUAAUAAAACUUACGAAAGUGGAGAAGUCUUCUUUGAUGGUUGCGAAUAUAAAUGCAUUUGCCACGAGAAUGGACAGAUCCAAUGUCGUGAAAGGUGCGAAGUGUACAUAGAUCCUGUGGGAUUUGAAAACUGUCGAUGGGGUCCCGCUCCUGAUGACUCUUGUUGUACCAUUCCGUUUUGUGAAGAAAAAACAAAUCAAACGAUCCACGAGGGUGAAAGCUCGGUUUGUGUGGUUGAAGGCGAUCGUUCGUAUCAAGUAGGAGAAAAAUGGGAAGAAGGAUGCACCAGGAAAUUAUGUAGUUGUCUUCUCCUACCAAACGGUACAACUCACAUAGAAUGCAGCGGAGGAUGCGCUCCAAUUCCUGUCAGUGCACAAUAUCCUAGUCCAGAAUGUCCUCAACCGUUUUUAGUGACUCCCGAAGAUCCUUGUAUUUGUCCAUAUAUCGUUUGUAAUAACGCAGUUAGUCCUCUGAAUGUUCCAGUUCCUAUGUGUCAAUACAAAGGCCGACAAUAUCAACUGGAUGAAGAAUUUUACGAUGAUUGUCGCGCCGUUUGUCAUUGCGGAAGAGACCUUCAAGUCACUUGCGCUGUGAUUGAAUGCCCACAGCACUUUUCUCCUCACGUCAGUGAAUGUUUAGAGUGGGAUGCAGAUCCAUCAUUCGUUCCGACACCACCUCAAUGUUGUCCGAGACCGAGAUGUAAAAACGGUAAAGAUGGAUCGUGUUUAAUGAAUGGAAUUCGUUUCUCGAAUUUCCAACCUAUACCCAAUCAGUUUUUGGAUUGUGGAACGCAUUGUGUUUGCGUCCACGGUAAUGUUACUUGCGAAAAUCGAUGCCCACAUCUAAGUCAGCUUCCUCCUCCAAAUCUUCCCUGUCCACCUAGUCUUGCCUUUCAAGGCCGUUUGCCAGGAGACGAUUGUUGUUUACAUUGGAUGUGUCGCGAUCAGGAAAGAAAAACACAUCACUGCAUCUAUCACGGUAGAAGUUAUCAGCCCGACGAACAAUGGGAUGUAAGAAAAGGAGGUUUGAGAAGAAGAUGCACCUGCAAGAUAUCCGAUGGGCAAGCAGAAGUAGUAUGUACGGGAGGUUGUCCGUCCAUCCCCGAUCAUUAUCAGAUUCCAACUCCACAAUGCCAAAGACCAGUUCUGGUACGACCGGAGGAUCCCGUCAUGUGUCCUUACGUGGUCUGCAACAACGCUGCUUCAGCUAAAGAACUGCAAAAUGUCAGCAUCGUCGCUCUCAACUCAACCAGUAUUCGAGUUCGAUUUACUUUACCUUCUUUAUUAGUAGGCUUGGUGGGACAUGCAGAAUUGCAUUUUACUUCCGAUCGAAAUAUACCACGCAGUGCCUGGCAUGUUCAGAAAUUCGCCAGACCUAAACGUCUGUUUGAUACUCCUAAUAUCGAAUAUCACAUGUCCGGUCUUAGACCGGAUACUUUAUAUUUCUUCCAGGUGCGAAUCGUGAUCUCUGCACUCCAAGGAGGACUGGAGAGCGAUACUUAUAAAUUAAGAAUGCCUCCAAUUGCUACUACCACUGUUAUGACUACUACACCUUCUACCAUACCAACAACAGCAACAACAACAGCAACAACAACUUCAUCUACUACAACUAGUACUACCACAACUACUAUGAGUACUACAAGUACAACAGAAGCUACAACAACUUCAUCUCCAACUACUACUACGACAACUACUACCACUACCACUACCACUUUACCACCUAUGAUAAUGUUAGAUGCAAUGAUAUCUAUUCAAAUGCUAGAUCCCAAGACAGCCAAAGUGUCUUGGAGACCGUUCGAGCCUCAAGAGAAAAGAUUUGUCGAUGGCUAUCGAAUCAAAUAUAAGGAAAAAGGAAAUAACGAUGAUCAAUGGAAAGUAACUCCAAUGAUACACCGCGAUGUUACAUCCUAUGUCUUAAGGGAUUUGGAGCCAAGUGCAUCUUAUAUGGUAGAUCUAGUUUUUAUUACUCAUGAAGGAUUACCAACUCACUUAGUGUCAAGUUCGGCUGUGGAAAUGCGAAUGCCAGAAGAACCUAAAGAUAAUUACGACUUUCAAGUUCUCUUAAGGCAGGAUAAAGUAGGUCCUAAUUCAUUAGAGGUGACAUUAUCUGGCGUUCCUGAACCAAUCACCAAAUAUGUUCACGUGAUUAGGAUAAGUUAUAAGUCAGAUAAUGAAGAAGAACACCAAAACAUAUUCAACGUACCAAAAACUCAAAAAGUUAAACUAGAAGGUCUCAAAUCAGGAAGAAGGUAUAAAGCUUGGAUGGAUAUUUAUUUAACUAACGGCAAAUCACUAUCAUCUAAUAUUAUUGAUUUUAUGACUAAGCCUGCCCCUCCAGAAUCACGUGCAAAGCAAGAGUUAUCAAAACACGAAGAAAAGAAUGCCGAAGCUCUUCACAGUAGCAUGAGUGAAGACGAAAAUAAAGCGUAUUACAUUGCACUGAUUGUAGUAGCCAUUGUUGCAGCAGUAGCGGGAUUAGGAUUCGUCGUAUUGUUAAUUAUAUUACUAAAAAAACAGUCGACUGCAAAAGCCCCGAUUACUAGAAAUUCUUCCGAAUCAGCUUACGAUAAUCCUACUUAUAAAACGUAUGACGGAGAAAGGUAUGAGGAAAAGAACUCUGCUUAGCCUUGAAGCGCGUGAGUCGAUGCCAAGUCUGCGAUUUCGCACAUCGACUUGGAAUCUGUAAAUAGUAAAUACCUAGAACGCAUGCGUCCGAUGGUUUUAUCAACAAGAUCGCAGAUUGAUGGACCUCAGAAGGGACAAUAUAAAAUAGCCCAUACAAAUGUGCCUUAAUCGGAGAGAUCAUUCUGAAGUUAUUAUUCGUACGCGUUUCCAGUGAACGUGCUGACGUUUGAGUUUGUCUUCGUCACGUUUUAAUUUAUAACUAGUGGCAUAACUCGGUGUUGCCUCUAGUGGUAGUUGUUCGAAUUAGUCAGUUUUUCUAUCAUAAUCCUAACUAUAUAAUUUCAUGUACUGUACUUCUACACAAUAACUGCUCUGUUUGAGAACGGACUAUGAGAUGUAUAAAGAUAACUAUAUUAAAAAAUAAAUAAUUAACUAUAA